Messenger RNA from Dufourea novaeangliae, 1264 nucleotides. Its product is annotated as odorant receptor 13a-like. The transcript has 7 exons. The coding region runs from base 104 to 1264 and encodes 386 amino acids. Gene Ontology annotation, biological process: detection of chemical stimulus involved in sensory perception of smell; sensory perception of smell. Gene Ontology annotation, cellular component: plasma membrane. Gene Ontology annotation, molecular function: olfactory receptor activity; odorant binding. Lineage: Eukaryota; Metazoa; Arthropoda; Insecta; Hymenoptera; Halictidae. The record is from RefSeq and is a predicted model, not a curated record.
GUGGAGUAUGGCCACGAUCGUUCUAGUCGAAGGUAGAACGUUCCUCGACGGUGACACCGUCUCGAUAACAAGCGCAGCCUGAUAAACGAACGAAAACCAAAUAAUGGAUUUUCAACUGUACGGUCGCCGGGAAUACGACGCACUCAUCAAGCCCAUAAUGAUCACUGGGAGGAUAAUAUCCAUCUGGCCGAUAGCUGAGAAGAGUGGCACGGCAACGGUACUCUUUAGAAGAUUUCACCAGUUCUGCAUGUUUUUCCUAGUGACAGUCAUGUCGAUCGCGGUGACAGCCGACGUGAUUCACAAUCUAGACGACCUGGACGAAGCGACAGAGUGUGCCCUGAUCUGCACAGCCUUCUAUCUCUGCGUCGUCCGGAUGGUGGUCUACACGAUCCAUCAGAAGGAUAUGCUCUAUGUGGUGAACACGAUGCGAGAUGACUGGACCACGUCCACAUACGAGGACAGGGCAAUCUUAGCUGGCAAAACGAUGUUCGCGUUUCGGCUGGCCAAGUACUUUAUCAGCACUGUCGCCGUGACGAUUGUGUUGUUCAUGUGCGUCCCGCUUUUGGAAAUCUACGUGGCAGGCAAGGACAAAAUUCUCCCGUUCCGUGGCUACUUUUACAUCAAUCAAACGGUGUCGCCGACGUUCGAGUGCCUUUAUUUGUUCAACGUGUCGGCCGGUGGUUUCGGCGGCAGCAUGAUCGCCGGCGCGACUAGUUUCAAUCUGAUAGUGAUAAUGCACGGAUCGGCCAAGUUCGCGGUUCUACGAAAACGACUGGAGGCUAUCAACAGCGAGGAUCGUGAUUCCGCUACCGUGAUCACGGACUGUGUAAUUCGUCACCAACAGGCGAUAGCGUACGCGGACGCGCUGGAGAGGAUCAUAAAUGUUUUGGCUCUUGGGCAAUUCGUCAUUAGCACCGGGCUCCUCUGUUUCGCGGGAUUCCAGAUCACCUCGAUGAUGGAGGACAAGGGACGCUUGAUGAAGUAUUCGACCUUCUUGAACUCCGCCAUCCUCGAGCUGUUCAUGUUCAGCUUCAGCGGGGACGGGCUGAUCGAGGAGAGCGAAGCUGUGGGCGAGUCCGUGUACAAUGGCGGUUGGAUCGGCAGCCGUUACGGUUCGAGUCUUAUGAUCAUUAUGAUGCGAUCGACUGUCCCUAGCAAGAUAACAGCGGCAAAAUUUUACAGUAUGUCAUUGCAGAGCUUUUCGAAGGUGCUCAGCACGUCGUUCUCGUACUUCACGGUCCUGACGGCCACCAAAGACGAAUAA